AUGAAUCCACUUCCCUCAUCCUGUUGGAACACCUCUGUUGAACUUUUGAACAAAUCCUUGGAUAAAGAAUUUGCUUAUCAGGCCCCCAGCAUUGUUGAUGCUGUCAUCCUUCCUUCCAUGAUUGGAAUUAUCUGUUCAACGGGGCUGGUUGGCAAUAUCCUCAUUGUAGUCACUAUAAUAAGGUCAAGGAAACAAACAAUCCCUGACAUUUAUAUCUGCAACCUGGCUGUGGCUGACUUGGUCCACAUCACUGGAAUGCCUUUUCUUAUUCACCAGUGGGCCCAAGGAGGACAGUGGAUAUUUGGAGGGCCUCUCUGCACCAUCAUCACAUCCCUGGACACAUGCAACCAGUUUGCCUGUAGUGCCAUCAUGACUGUAAUGAGUAUGGACAGGUAUACACUUUACUUGACAAUCACAACUUUCCUUUUCCCUUUACCUUUGAUUUUGAUGUGCUAUAUUUUAAUUUUAUGCUAUACCUGGGAGCUGUAUCAACAAAAUAAGGAUGCUGGAUGUUACAAUCCCAAUGUUCCAAGGCAGAGAGUAAUGAAGCUGACAAAGAUGGUGUUGGUGCUGGUGGCAGUAUUUAUUCUAAGUGCUGCUCCCUAUCAUGUGAUACAGCUGGUGAACUUACAGAUAGAGCAGCCCACACUGGUCUUCUAUGUGGGCUAUUACCUUUCCAUCUGUCUUAGCUACACCAGCAGCAGCAUUAACCCUUUCCUCUACAUCCUGUUGAGUGGAAAUUUCCGAAAGCGUCUGCUUCAAAUUCAAAGGAAGAUGACUGAGAGGAAAAUCAACAAUAUGGAAAACACAUUGAACUCAAACUUUUAA
Molecule: messenger RNA, 828 nt
Organism: Orycteropus afer afer
Lineage: Eukaryota; Metazoa; Chordata; Mammalia; Tubulidentata; Orycteropodidae
Gene: MCHR2
Product: melanin concentrating hormone receptor 2
Exons: 4
Coding region: 1-828 (275 amino acids)
Biological process (GO): neuropeptide signaling pathway
Cellular component (GO): neuron projection; membrane
Molecular function (GO): neuropeptide binding; G protein-coupled receptor activity
Source: RefSeq, a predicted model, not a curated record